AUGCCGUGCGGCGACCCCGAGGUCGAGCUCGAUUUCACCGCCGACGGCAGCCACUUCACCGCUAAGGAGGGCGGGCAGUUCCUCGUUCUGCCGCGGGACGGGACCGGCCCCUUCCGCUGCCAGCUGACUCUGCCGGGUGUGCUGCUCUGCCGCCCGCCGGGCGAAGGGAGGCUGCCGAAAACGCUUGAUUGGACGGACGAGUUCGCCACCAAGGGGGGUGCCAAGGAGCGCGCGGCGAUGGAGGGCGUCAGGUACUUGCUCAAGAUUGGCGUGCUGGACGCGCAUUUCGAGAUCGUCGGCCGAGCCGCAGCCCUCAGCCAGCUGAGGGAGAGGGCGAGCGGGCGGCAAGGCAGCACGCGGGCAAACCGGCGCCAGCUGGCCAGCCUCGCGCUACUGCUGCCCGGACCUGUGCCCGAGGCGGCGCGUUCCUUCGCCGUCGGGGCUCAAGGACAGCGCGUCGCGUGCCGGCUGGGCGGACCGCACGCGAUGCGUCUCACGCGUGGCGCGCUUGCGGACGUGGCGCAUUGGCUCGUCGGAUCGCUUGAGCUUAUCCAGGGGGGCUGCGCCGGCGAGCCGUUGCACGCGUCGAUCGGUGCGAUGCAGCAGUUGCUGGCUUGGGAUCACGUUUCGGGUUCCUUCCGGCCCGACCCACGGCGCAUUCUCGACGGCCGGGAGGGGCAACUGCCUGAGCUGCGCGGUUUCAAGUUCACCAACCGUUGGGUCAAGGAUCCUUCCAGCGAGCCGGCUGUAUUUGCCGCUCUGGUCCAGGAGAUGCUCCUGUUCUACAAGGCGCCUCUGCCCGUCGUCGUCACUCUCGACCUCGACCAGACUCUGUGGUUUGGUGAGUGCGCCGAGUGGCCGCCGGGCACGUACGAGUCGGGUUCGGCCGCGACGGGCGCCUUCCCUCUCCGAAUGGUCUCGACGGAGAAGGACGAGACGGGGCGCUACCCUCACCUCGAGCUGCAUCGCGACGUGCCUCUGAUCUUUGGUGCGCUGCGCCUUCUCCGCGCCUCUGGCGCCGUCCGCAUCGCCAUCGCGUCCGCCUCGCCAGCGCGCGGGAGCGCCUUGGCGCUGUUGGAGAAGUUCGGUUUGAUCGACGGCGAGAUGUGGCGACUGGCGAAGCGGAUGGGUGUGCCCGAGGAGGAGGUCCGGGAGCGUUUCGUGCUCUUUGACGACUCCGAGCGGAACGUCGACUCGGUGCGCGAGGAGGAGCCGGACGGCCUCCACUGCAACGCGCUCGUCCUCGACCCCGCGACGGGGCUGACGGCGGAGGCGGUGGCGCGCGGCCUAGAGCACCAUUGCAAAGAGCUGCAGCGCGAGCGGGAAGACGGCUUCGACGGCAGGCUCACCGAGGCGGAGCGACUAGCGCCCGACCGCGAGCAGCAGCGGAAAAUGCGGCAGGACCGCCUCGGCAGGAGGGGCGAGAGGCAGGCCGAGGUGGAUGGGGGCCGCGCUUCCGACAAGCUGCGCGCCUUGCGCGUGGACCCUGGCUGGUGGGUUGCGGCGCCGCUCGACGGCGAGGAGGUCAACUGGCGGCUGGUCGAGCUGGCGACCCGCCUAUUCAAAACGUGCGAGUGGCCCGGCUGCGGCUCGGACCAUCCUCUCGCUCCGGCCGACGACGACGAGGAUGCGGAGUGGGCGUACUGCGCUCUGGCAACUUACGAUGCGGAGACGCGCGUGCACUACCAGGUCCUCUCCGAGGUCUCCUUUUGCCCAGCCGACGGCACGGUGCAAGGCACCGUCCGCACGCGCCAGGCCAAGGUGGCCGAGUCGCCAGCACCCCAGUUCUUAGCGUCCACAUUGUGCAUCUACGGGCCCACAGCGCAUGCGUUCGUCUCGCUCGGUAGCUUGGCGUCCGUUAUGCGUGCCGCUUCUUGA
This is a messenger RNA of Emiliania huxleyi CCMP1516, 1878 nucleotides long. RefSeq lists its product as hypothetical. The coding region runs from base 1 to 1878 and encodes 625 amino acids. Lineage: Eukaryota; Haptophyta; Isochrysidales; Noelaerhabdaceae. The record is from RefSeq and is a predicted model, not a curated record. The transcript has 4 exons.